AUGUCGACCGCGCAGACUCCAGAAGUCCUUUGGGCCCAGCGUUCCAACAAGACCGACGCCAAGAAGAACUUCAUCUACCUCACCAUCACCGUCCCCGAUGUCCAAAAGUCGAAUCUUAAGCUCGAUAUCAAGUCACAAUCGCUCACCUUCUCCGGCCACUCCGACUCCCUCAAGAGAGACUACCACGUCGAGCUCGAGUUCUACGGCGAGAUUGACGAGUCCGAGACCAAGAUCAACCACACUGCCAAAAACAUUGCCUUGGUCCUGAGAAAGAAGGAGCUGAAGGAGGAGUUCUGGCCACGACUAUUGAAGGAUGCUAAGAAGGUCCACUUCCUGAAGACCGACUUCGAUAAGUGGGUUGAUGAGGAUGAGCAGGACGAGGCUCCCGAGGACGACCUAGCAAACAUGGGCGGAAUGGGCGGCAUGCCAGGUAUGGGUGAUAUGAGCUCAAUGAUGGGCGGUGCAGGAGGUGACUUUGGCGGCAUCGACUUCUCCAAACUCGGCGGAGCAGCAGAGCCCGAGGAGGAUGACGAUGAUGAUGACGACGAGGAUAUGCCAGCGCUCGAGGGCGAGGACGACGAUGAGGAGGCAAAGGAGGCUCCUAAGAAGGCCACCGGCUCCAAGAUCGAGGAGGUUGCUUAG
Cadophora gregata is the source of this 642-nucleotide messenger RNA. RefSeq lists its product as uncharacterized. Gene Ontology annotation, cellular component: nucleus; cytosol. Gene Ontology annotation, biological process: protein folding; chaperone-mediated protein complex assembly. Gene Ontology annotation, molecular function: protein-folding chaperone binding; Hsp90 protein binding. Bases 1 to 642 code for a protein of 213 amino acids. NCBI's taxonomy places the organism in Eukaryota, Fungi, Ascomycota, Leotiomycetes, Helotiales, Ploettnerulaceae. The transcript has 3 exons. The record is from RefSeq and is a predicted model, not a curated record.